AUGCUUGACUUUUUAAUUUUAUUUCUUUUCGACAUUCCCUUUUCAUUCUUUUGUUCUUGCAUUAUUAUUUUCCUUCCUUCCUGCCUUCCUCUCUUCCUUCCUUUCUUCCUUCCUCCCUCCCUUCCUUCCUUCCUUCCUCCCUACCUUCCUUCCUUCCUUCCUUCCUUCCUUCCUUCCUACCUUCCUUCCUUCCUCCCUACCUACCUUCCUUCCUUCCUUCCUUCCUUUCCUUCCUUCCUUCCUUCCUUCCUUCCUUCCUCCUCCUUCCUUCCUUCCCUUCCUUCCUUCCUUCCUUCCUUCCUUCCUUCCCUUCCCUCCCUUCCUUCCUUCCUUUCUUUCUUCCUCCCUCCCUCCCUCCUUCCUUUCCUUCCUUCCUUCCUUCCCUCCUCCCUUCCUUCCUUCCUUCCUUCCUUCCUUCCUUCCUUCCUUCCUCCUCCCUUCCUUCCUUCCUUCCUUCCUUCCUUCCUUCCUUCCUUCCUUCCUUCCUUCCCUUCCUUCCCUCCUUCCUUCCUUUCUUCCUCCCUCCCUUCCUUCCUACCUUCCUUCCUUCCUCCCUCCCUUCCUUCCUUCCUUCCUUCCUUCCUUCCUUUCUUCCUUAAUCUUGUUUUUCCCUUUUAUCAUUUUUUCUUUCUUUCCUUCUUUCAUUCUUUCCUUCCUUCUUUCUUUCUUUCUUUCAUCCUACUUUUCCUCAUAUUUUUAUUCAGUUUUCUCGACCGUUUUUACUUCUUUCUUUCUCAUAUAUAUGUAUAUAAAUUUCUUUUGUUUGUGUAUUUUUUUUUCCUUCCUUCAUUUUUCCUCAUUUUACUUCUUUCUACUUUCCUUUUUCAUUUCCUUCCUUCCUUAAUGUUGCUUUUCCUUUUGUCGUCUUUUUCUUUCUUUCUUUCUUUCUUUCUUUCUUUCUUCCUUUCUUUCUUUCUUUCUUUCUUUCACUUUUCCUCAUAUUUUUAUUCGUUUUUCUCUUUCUCAACCUUUUCACUUCUUUCUUUCUUUCUUUCGCAUUUAUACAUGUAUUUAUUUUCCUGUUUUCAUUCUUCCUUUUUUUGCUUAUCGUCGGCCUCUUUAAUUCCUUCUUUCUUUCUUUCUUUCUUUCUUUCUUUCUUUUUCAUAUACAAAUAUAUUUAUUUUCCUCCAGGUCCAAACAUUAUAUUUAUUACUUUUAUUAAUGUACUUUUUUCUUCUGACAAGUUAUCGCUUCUUUUCUUGUUGUUCGUUUCUUAUUUUAGGAACUUCACCAAAACCAGUCAUUUCAUUGGUUUAGGUCAUUUGAAUAUUGAACGCGUCAUUAUCUCAACCAAUUGA
Molecule: messenger RNA, 1299 nt
Organism: Acanthosepion pharaonis
Lineage: Eukaryota; Metazoa; Mollusca; Cephalopoda; Sepiida; Sepiidae
Source: the annotation of a GenBank genome assembly